Molecule: messenger RNA, 2279 nt
Organism: Rhincodon typus (whale shark)
Lineage: Eukaryota; Metazoa; Chordata; Chondrichthyes; Orectolobiformes; Rhincodontidae
Product: heat shock cognate 71 kDa protein-like
Exons: 1
Coding region: 88-2007 (639 amino acids)
Biological process (GO): cellular response to unfolded protein; protein refolding
Cellular component (GO): vesicle; cytoplasm; blood microparticle
Molecular function (GO): ATP hydrolysis activity; ubiquitin protein ligase binding; misfolded protein binding
Source: RefSeq, a predicted model, not a curated record
GGUGGAGGUUAGAAACAGAGGGCUAGGGCGUGGUGGUGUGGCCGAGCUAUUGCAGCCCAAGGAGGCCGUUUGAGACAGGUUUGAUUGAUGGCAAGCAGGGGGACAGCCAUUGGUAUUGACCUGGGCACCACCUACUCCUGUGUCGGGGUCUUCCAGCAUGGCAAGGUGGAGAUCAUCGCCAAUGACCAGGGCAACCGCACCACCCCCAGCUACGUGGCCUUCAAUGACACCGAGAGGCUCAUUGGAGAUGCUGCCAAGAACCAGGUAGCUCUGAACCCACCCAACACCAUCUUUGAUGCCAAGAGACUCAUUGGCAGGAAAUACAAUGACCCAGUUGUCCAGUCCGACAUGAAGCACUGGCCCUUCCAGGUGGUGAAUGAUGCAGGGAAGCCAAAGGUCAAAGUCGAGUACAAGGGUGAAGAUAAGACCUUUUACCCUGAGGAAAUCUCUUCUAUGGUGCUGACCAAGAUGAAGGAGAUUGCUGAGGCCUACCUAGGCUACACCGUCACUAAUGCUGUUAUCACAGUACCUGCUUACUUCAAUGACUCCCAGCGCCAGGCAACCAAAGAUGCUGGUGUGAUCGCUGGUCUCAAUGUCUUACGGAUCAUUAAUGAGCCAACAGCAGCUGCCAUUGCCUAUGGCUUAGACAAGAAGGGCAGGGGAGAACGCAAUGUUCUCAUCUUUGACCUGGGGGGUGGCACCUUUGAUGUGUCUAUUCUCACCAUUGAUGAUGGUAUCUUUGAAGUGAAAUCGACGGCAGGUGACACCCACUUGGGUGGAGAGGACUUUGAUAACCGCAUGGUCAAUCACUUCAUUGAGGAGUUCAAGCGUAAAUACAGAAAGGAGAUCAGUGACAACAAGAGGGCAGUGAGGAGGCUGAGGACAGCCUGUGAAAGAGCCAAGAGAACCCUGUCUUCCAGCACACAAGCAAGUGUUGAGAUUGACUCUUUGUAUGAAGGCAUUGAUUUCUACACCUCCAUCACCAGGGCCCGGUUUGAAGAACUGAAUAUUGACCUGUUUAGAGGCACUCUGGAACCUGUGGAGAAAGCUCUCAGAGAUGCCAAAUUGGAUAAAGCUCAAGUUAAUGAUAUAGUCCUGGUUGGAGGCUCCACCCGCAUCCCCAAGAUCCAGAAAUUGCUGCAAGAUUUCUUCAACGGCAGAGAUUUAAAUAAGAGCAUCAAUCCUGAUGAGGCCGUGGCCUAUGGGGCAGCUGUUCAAGCAGCUAUUCUGAUGGGGGACAAGUCUGAGAAUGUCCAAGAUCUACUACUACUGGAUGUUACUCCGCUAUCAUUGGGUCUGGAGACAGCAGGAGGUGUCAUGACCACACUCAUCAAGCGUAACACCACCAUUCCCACCAAGCAGACACAGAUCUUCACCACAUAUUCUGACAGUCAACCCGGUGUUUUGAUCCAAGUGUAUGAAGGAGAGAGAGCAAUGACUAAGGACAACAACCUCUUGGGCAAAUUCGACCUCAGUGGGAUCCCUCCUGCGCCACGUGGUGUACCACAGAUUGAGGUCACCUUUGAUAUUGAUGCAAAUGGCAUAUUGAAUGUAUCGGCUGUGGACAAGAGCACCGGCAAAGAGAGCAAAAUCACCAUCACUAAUGACAAGGGCAGAUUGAGUAAGGAGGAGAUUGACAGGAUGGUGCAGGAAGCAGAAAGAUACAAAGGGCAGGAUGAUAUGCAGCGUGAGAAAAUUGCAGCCAAGAAUUCCCUAGAGUCAUAUGCAUUCAACAUGAAGAGUUCAGUGGAGGAAGAGAAAACGAAAGGCAAGAUCAGUGAGGAAGACAAGAACAAAGUCAUUGAAAAGUGUAACCAGGCCAUAUCCUGGCUGGAGGCAAACCAAGCAGCAGAGAAGGAGGACUUUGAGCAGCAAUUGAAAGAUUUAGAAAAAGUAUGCAAGCCCAUCAUUGCCAAACUCUACCAGGGAGGUAUGCCUGAAGGGCCAUUCUCAGAACAAGUCAAAAAGGACCCUUCUGGUGGACCAACAAUUGAAGAAGUUGAUUGAAACUUUAACUGUCUUGAAUGUAAUAUCAUUUUCAGUUGGUCUCUCUUCUCCCCCAACCUCCCUGAAAUUGCAGCUGUCCUUUAGAAUGUCUGGGUGCUUCUGUAAAUCCAGUUGAUUUGGACAAUGUUUGCGUGGUUCGAUAAAUGAUUGCACACAUUUCCAAUGUUUAGGUGUUUGAAUGGUGGCAAUUAAACGUGUCAAUGGUGAUUUUUUCUGCAAACUGUUUCCUGUAUGUUUUGUACAUUGAGUACUUUAUGUUCCUUUAGCUGGUA